Polistes canadensis is the source of this 586-nucleotide messenger RNA. RefSeq lists its product as uncharacterized. The transcript has 3 exons. Bases 173 to 586 code for a protein of 137 amino acids. The record is from RefSeq and is a predicted model, not a curated record. Lineage: Eukaryota; Metazoa; Arthropoda; Insecta; Hymenoptera; Vespidae.
AAAAAGUGCGUUUAAUGAAAUCAAAGAAAAAAGUUCUGACCCUGAAAUUACGUUUCACGAAGCCAGAGAAAGUGCGUUUAAUGAAGUCGAAAAAGAAAAUGCAUCCCAUGAAGUUCAAGAAGAUAAUUAUUUCCGAAAUAAAAAAAGAAAAUAUUAUCAGCUAGAAAAUAAAAUGGAUAAAAAUUACAUUCCCAUAAUUAAAGGGGCAAAAUGUGCUCGCAAGCAUCCCGAUUGGAGUAUUACAACUCUUCAACCACUUGAAUGCACUAAAUUAAGAUCCAGUAAUCAACAGAGGAUGUGGGAAGAAUAUAUAAAUUCGGGUAGAGCGGUAUAUUAUAAAUAUUCUUUCAUCGAUUCACGAACAUUGGAUUGCCUUAAGGAAGCUCGAAAAAAUAAUCGUCCGGUGACGGAAAAUGAUUUACAACAAUGGGCUUUAGAAGCUGCGAAAGAAUUUCAAUCAGAUAAUUUCAUCUUUAAAGCAUCACCCGAAAAACUUUCCAAAAAGUCUUAUUUCCGACUUCGUCUGGAGGCUCUUCAUAUUCAUACUAAUGACGAGGAUUUACUAGUAUUGCCUUUCCCGUUUUGA